UCUCUUUGAUUCCGGACGACGCCUAAUAUUUUCUGUCAUUCAUUCACUGAAGCGUUUAGGUAGCGGCGUAGCGCUUUAUUUUACUGCUAAAGCCCAAAACUGGAGCCCAGCCCUCUCCCGUACUCAUUGCCCUAGCUGAGUUCUUCCAGUAGACUGGACUCUCAUGGUGGCUGCGUACGUUGAAAGUAUACUAUUGAAAAUUCUCUGACUGUGUGAGAGAGGGAGAACAAUCAAGAUACAUGGCGGAGGAGGCGAUUUUGGGGUAUUUAGAGAAUCACGAGGAAAUCUCCGAUUCCGGCCAUUUCGCCGCAGAAAGGGGACUCGACCAUUCUGAUAUUGUCAAUGUCAUCAAAAGUCUUUACGGUUUCCGCUUCGUUGACGUUCAGGAUAUCAAGAGGGAAACAUGGGUUCUUACGGACGAAGGUAAGAAGUAUGCUGUUGAAGGAUCGCCUGAAGUGCAGCUUUUCUUGGCUGUGCCACCAGAGGGUAGCAUCUCAAAAGAUGAAUUACAGAAAAAGCUUGAUCCUGGAGUUUUCAAAAUAGGAUGCUCACAGGCUGGAAAGAACAAGUGGGUGGAGAUGGGAAAGCUAAUAUUGAGGAAGGUUCAACAUGUGGAAGACAAAGUGAAGGAUCUGCUGUUACAAAUUCAAGAUGGCAAGGCAAUUGGCAAAGAGGAUAUCAACUCUCUGAAAGCAAGGAAGCUUAUUGUUCUGCAGACAUGGAAAGGAUACUCGGUGAAAAAAGGUCCCAAUUAUGCACCAAAAAGAAAGAAGCCAGCUACUGAUUUGACUCGGGAAAAUCUACAGAGGGGUGAUUGGAAGGAACUAGAGUUUAAGGAGUAUAACUUUAGUGCUAAGGGUCCACCAGCUGAAUGUGGCCAUCUUCAUCCACUAAACAAGGUGAAAGAUCGAUUGAAAGACAUAUUUCGUCAGCUAAACUUUGAGGAAAUGCCUACAAAUAGAUAUGUCGAGAGCAGCUUCUGGAAUUUUGAUGUACUGUUCCAGCCGCAGCAGCAUCCUGCUCGUGAUUCACAUGAUACUUUCUUCUUGAAAGUUCCGUCAACUACAAGGCAACUACCUGAAGAUUAUGUUGAGCGUGUGAAGGAGGUCCAUGAGUCUGGGGGUUAUGGUUCAAGAGGAUAUGGAUAUAAAUGGAAAAUAGAUGAGGCAAACAAAAAUCUUCUGCGAACUCAUACAACAGCAAUUUCAUCUCGAAUGCUUUAUGCACUAGCACAGCAUGCAAAAGUACAACCAUUUACCCCCAAAAGAUACUUCUCAAUUGAUCGUGUUUUCAGAAAUGAAGCAGUAGAUCGCACUCAUCUUGCAGAGUUCCACCAGAUAGAAGGUCUGGUGUGUGAUCGAGGACUUACUUUGAGUCACCUGAUUGGAGUCUUAGAGGACUUCUUUUCACGACUAGGCAUGUCCAAGCUGCGCUUCAAGCCAGCUUACAAUCCAUAUACUGAACCUAGCAUGGAGAUUUUCAGCUAUCAUGAGGGCUUUGGGAAAUGGGUGGAGAUUGGAAAUUCAGGUAUGUUCAGGCCUGAAAUGUUGCGUCCGAUGGGAUUUCCAGAAGAUAUUAGUGUUAUUGCAUGGGGGCUUUCACUUGAAAGACCAACAAUGAUAUUGUAUGGAAUUGAUAACAUCCGCGAUCUGUUUGGACACAAGGUUGAUCUUAGCCUGAUGAAGAAAAACCCUCUCUGUCUUAUUGGAAUUCAGUAAAUUGUGAAGUGUUUCUGCUUUUUUUCCCCGUUCUAUCAUAGUUAUUAGUUGGAAAACAAAUUGAAAAAGUAACUUGGAAGAAAUUGGCACCGGAAUUCAAUUUUUGGUCUGGCUCUGCAUUCUUGUGGAAUGACCAUGUGGUUCAACAUUGCAUUGCAUUACACAUCAAUGUAUUUCUAACAAUUGGCCAGUUUUCAAAUCUAUAGUCUAUUUAUGAA
This is a messenger RNA of Jatropha curcas, 1936 nucleotides long. Its product is annotated as phenylalanyl-tRNA synthetase, putative / phenylalanine-tRNA ligase. Gene Ontology annotation, biological process: phenylalanyl-tRNA aminoacylation. Gene Ontology annotation, molecular function: ATP binding; phenylalanine-tRNA ligase activity; tRNA binding. The record is from RefSeq and is a predicted model, not a curated record. Gene Ontology annotation, cellular component: phenylalanine-tRNA ligase complex; cytosol; cytoplasm. NCBI's taxonomy places the organism in Eukaryota, Viridiplantae, Streptophyta, Magnoliopsida, Malpighiales, Euphorbiaceae.